Messenger RNA from Phytomonas sp. EM1, 186 nucleotides. NCBI's taxonomy places the organism in Eukaryota, Euglenozoa, Kinetoplastea, Trypanosomatida, Trypanosomatidae. The record is from the annotation of a GenBank genome assembly.
AUGUUUGAUUUCCUUUCACUUUAUAUCCAUCGUGUUGAUUGUUUUGUAUAUUUAACUAAAUUAAUCCAUAAAAAAAGAAAUACACCCUUAAUAAGUGAUCCAAGUGUUAGUAGAAGUAGAUUGGAUUUGUUAUUGUCAAAGACACUCGAUCUCCCGAACUCAUUUGUAUUUUUUUUUAAAGUCUAG